Messenger RNA from Onychomys torridus (southern grasshopper mouse), 2619 nucleotides. It is a transcript of the gene Wsb1, whose product is annotated as WD repeat and SOCS box containing 1. Gene Ontology annotation, molecular function: protein binding. The coding region runs from base 1125 to 1664 and encodes 179 amino acids. Lineage: Eukaryota; Metazoa; Chordata; Mammalia; Rodentia; Cricetidae. Gene Ontology annotation, biological process: intracellular signal transduction. The transcript is spliced from 5 exons. The record is from RefSeq and is a predicted model, not a curated record.
GCACCACUCGCACACAGGCGCACAUGGUGUUAGCUGGGCAGAAAGAGUGGCAUCUCUGGCUACCGGGCUGGGGGCGACCUUUACCAUAGGAUGAAGUAACCUUGCCUUCGGCUGCAAGGUGUACUGUACGUACACAGGUGCUGGUCGAUGUCCACUUCUGCUUUUCUUUCUUUUCUUUUCUUUUUCUUUUUUUUCCCCCCCUUUAAAAGAUAAUUUCCCCCACAGUAAAUUCCAGACUCCUGAGUAAAUUGUUCGUCCAUUUUGAUGGAAUUGAGAGUCUGACAGUUGAACCCAAUUUAAUGUAAAGAAAUUGGUUUUUGAGUGCUUUCUCUGUUGUUUUUUGGAAUUUCUUAAGAUGCUGGCAGUGACUUAAAUCAUUGACCAGUUAUUUAUUAUGCUUAUUUCCUUCGGAAAUAAUGUGUGCAGACAGGAAGUGGCAGAAAGGACUGCACUACUCCGAGAGGAGGAAGCUGUCUCACUAGGCCUGCUGUAAACUUCCAAGCUUAUGGUUAAUCUAACAGACUGCAGUAAGCAUUAGAAUCCUGUCUAGAGCUCCUUGGGAGGCUGAGGCAAGUGGAUCACAAGUUCAAGGCCAGCCUGGGCAUCUUAGUGAGACACUGCUUCAAAGCAAAAAAAACCAAAACAACAAAACAACAACAAAAAAAGAAACAAAAAAAGAAAAACGAAGCAAAACUUAUUUAGAACCUUCUGCACAGUCUUUGGAUGUUUAAAAUCUAAACUAUGUGAGCUUGUUGUUAAGUAAUUUAACUUUUAUGCUGAAAAUGGCUAAUGAUUAUAGUCAGCUUGAAAAAAUAAGACUUAAUUACCAAAAAAAAUGUAAUUAUAUUAUUUUAUAAAAUAGCAUUUUCAUUUGUGUGAUGUGGUUUAACAUCUUUGUUGUUUGCCAACAAAAUUACAUUUGGCUAUGAAAAUUCUCUUUUCUUGCAGUAUCUGUUUCUCUUCCUAGGCUCUCGGUGGUGACCCAAGCCUUUUGUAAACAAGUGAUUAUCUCAAAGGGAGAUGCCAAUGGAGUAACAAUUUGCUAACAUUACAUUUUCUGUCUGUAUCUAUUUUUAAAAAUUGGUAGUUUCUGGAAAAAAGCAAAAGGGGCUUUCCUUUGGAAUAUGGAUAAAUACACCAUGAUAAGGAAACUGGAAGGGCAUCACCAUGAUGUUGUAGCUUGUGACUUUUCUCCUGAUGGAGCAUUGCUAGCUACUGCAUCUUAUGAUACUCGUGUGUAUGUCUGGGAUCCAUACAAUGGAGACAUUCUGAUGGAAUUCGGGCACCUGUUUCCCCCACCUACUCCAAUAUUUGCUGGAGGAGCAAAUGACCGAUGGGUACGAGCUGUGUCUUUCAGUCACGAUGGACUGCAUGUCGCGAGCCUCGCUGAUGAUAAAAUGGUGAGGUUCUGGAGACUUGAGGAGGAUUGUCCAGUACAAGUUGCACCCUUGAACAAUGGUCUUUGCUGUGCCUUUUCUUCUGAUGGCAGUGUUUUAGCUGCUGGGACACAUGAUGGAAGUGUAUAUUUUUGGGCUACUCCAAGGCAAGUCCCUAGCCUUCAACAUUUAUGUCGCAUGUCAAUCCGAAGAGUUAUGCCCACCCAAGAAGUCCAGAAACUUCCGGUUCCUUCCAAAGUUUUGGAGUUUCUCUCCUACCGGGUUUAGAAGGAAGACCGCCUUUCCUGGUGGGGCCUGACAGAACACUUUUACAAGACACACCUCAAGCUUUACCAACCAUAGCAUUUGUUCAUAAAGGCUCGGAAGAUUUAUUUAAUUUGAUUGACUCUUAUACUUCGUUUCUUUUGUUAGUUGAACUUUUAAAGCCUAUUUAUAGACCAUAAGGAGAAAUAUUUCUGAACAUAUCCUGUAAUUUUUUUAAAAGAUUAACUGUGAAAACAUAUACAUACCUGUAUAUAUUUAGAUGCAAGCUGCUAUGUAUUGAAUGGACCCUUUCAGUUUUCUAACUCUUAGUUCUGACCUGUAUAUACUGCUUCAGUAGAGCCAUGGUGUAUAUAUGUGCUGUUUGUUGGAACAAAUCAGUGGAUUUUUGUUCUUUUGUAUUGGGACACUGAGUUUCGAUGAUGCAGAAUUAAAGCAGAAUUGCCUCAUAGGAAAUGGGAUUGGUUAGGAUGGGUGGUGUCGAACUGCCUGGAGAAAGAGAAUUUUUGUAUAUGGCAAAGAUUUUCUGCAAGAAUGGUGUCAGGAAGUUUGAAUGUGACAUUUUUAAAAAGAGCCAGUAAAAAAGGUAGCUAGAAAAGUUGUUUCUCUCUAGGCCUUAAUUUUGGAAAGCAGCUGCUUAUCCCUCAGAGAAUAAAGUAUUAUACAUUCUUGUCAGUUUGAAAAAUACACCUACUGCAUUAUUGCUAAAUAUUUUGUUAAUACUAAGGGACAGUUAUUUUAAGGUUGUGGUUUUUUUUUUUUUAAAGAAACAAACACAUACUCUGUUUCUGCAGAGAAUAUUGGUGACUUACCAAAGAGAAGCAAUAAAAUGUGUCUGCUUUUGCCUUCUGUUAUUUAUCUCAUCUGCUGAUGUUGAGAAUGUAUGCAUUAUGUAAAAUGCUUGUUUUAUAUCUUUGUUGAGUUUUUUAAUUAAAAGAUAAAAAUAAUACAUUGCAAGUUC